UCCAAGUCAUUCCUUCUUUCCUUCGCUGCUCAUUCCAAAUUCUUGACAAAAUGAGUGAUGCUUGUUUUACAGCAUCCCAUAAAAGGUUAGAAGGCAAAGUGGCAAUCGUGACAGGAGGUGCUAGCGGAAUAGGAGCAAGUACAGUCCAACUUUUCCAGGAACAUGGAGCCGAGGUUAUGAUUGCCGAUAUCCAAGAUGAACUAGGCCAAGCCAUUGCCGAUAAGCUUGGCAAAAACGUUAGCUACAUCCACUGUGAUGUAUCAAAUGAAGAUGACAUAAUCAAGCUUGUAGACACCACUAUCUCCAAAUAUGGAAAGCUAGAUAUAAUGUACAAUAAUGCAGGCCUUAUGGAACGGCCCCUGGGAACCAUCUUGGACUCCAAAAGAUCAGACCUAGAGCACAUUCUUGGGGUUAACUUGAUCGGUGCUUUCUUGGGAGCCAAACAUGCAGCUAGGGUAAUGAUGCCUCAACGUAAAGGCUGCAUACUCUUCACUGCUAGUGUUUGUACUUCAAUUGCUGGGCUUUCAACCCAUUCUUAUGCAGCUUCCAAAUAUGGAAUUUGGGGUCUGGCCAGGAACUUGACACCUGAGCUUGGACAGUAUGGUAUAAGAGUGAAUUGUGUCUCACCUUAUGGUCUGGUGAGUGGCAUGACUGGGAUAAAUAGUGAAGCUAACAGGCGCAAAGUGGAGGUCUAUUUGAGUGAGAUGGGUAAUCUGAAAGGCCAAAUUCUGAGAGCAGAUGGUGUAGCACAAGCUGCUCUGUACCUGGCUAGUGAUGAAGCUUAUUAUGUGAGUGGGCUUAACCUUGUGGUGGAUGGAGGGUUCAGUGUUGUGAAUCCGUCCAAGCACUUGGGGGCUUCAAAUCGUCCAAUAUUGAAAAAUUAGGUUAAUUAAUUGAAUCUCAGAGGUGUAAUUUUCAUGUAUGAACUUUGCGACAGUUUUUGCUAUUAGCUAGCUAAUUUACCAAAUAAAUGUUCUGAACCUAAUAUAUAAAUUAUGA
Messenger RNA from Hevea brasiliensis (rubber tree), 999 nucleotides. Its product is annotated as tropinone reductase-like 1. NCBI's taxonomy places the organism in Eukaryota, Viridiplantae, Streptophyta, Magnoliopsida, Malpighiales, Euphorbiaceae. The coding region runs from base 51 to 884 and encodes 277 amino acids. The record is from RefSeq and is a predicted model, not a curated record. The transcript has 2 exons.